Messenger RNA from Canis lupus familiaris (dog), 1008 nucleotides. RefSeq names its product ubiquitin-conjugating enzyme E2 R2-like. Gene Ontology annotation, molecular function: ubiquitin conjugating enzyme activity. The record is from RefSeq and is a predicted model, not a curated record. Lineage: Eukaryota; Metazoa; Chordata; Mammalia; Carnivora; Canidae. Gene Ontology annotation, biological process: ubiquitin-dependent protein catabolic process; protein polyubiquitination.
AUGGCCCAGCAGCAGAUGACCAGCUCGCAGAAGGCCCUGAUUCUCGAGCUGAAAUCCCUGCAGGAGGAGCCGGUGGAGGGCUGCCGGAUCACCCUGGUGGAUGAGUCCUACCUCUACAACUGGGAGGUUGCCAUCUUCAGACCCCCCAACACCCUCUACGAAGGCGGCUACUUCAAGGCACACAUUAAAUUUCCUAUUGACUACCCAUAUUCACCACCUACCUUCAGAUUCUUGAAAAUGUGGCACCCCAACAUUUAUGAGAAUGGAGAUGUAUGCAUUUCGAUUCUUCAUCCACCUGUAGAUGACCCACAGAGUGGAGAACUGCCCUCUGAAAGGUGGAAUCCUACUCAGAAUGUCAGGACUAUUCUGUUAAAUGUAAUCUCAUUGCUCAAUGAGCCCAACACCUUCUCCCCAGCCAAUGUGGAUGCUUUGGUUAUGUUCAGGAAAUGGAGGGACAGUAAAGGAAAAGACAGAGAAUAUGCUGAAAUCAUUAGGAAACAGGUUUCAGCCACUAAAGCCGAAGCAGAAAAAGAUGGAGUGAAGGUCCCCACUAGCCUGGUGGAAUACUGCAUCAAAACUAAAGUGCCUUCCAAUGACAACAGCUCAGAUUUGCUUUAUGACAACUUGUACGAGGGUGACAUCGAUGAUGAAGAUGAGGAGGAAGAUGCCGACUGCUAUGAUGAUGAUGAUUCUGGGAAUGAGGAGUCCUUCAGUGCCCCAUACUGCCCUGCCGACUCAGGCCAAAGGGAGGGGAGCAAGUGGGGACCUAGCGGUGGCCCCUCAGCAAAAAACCUAUCACUGGGGGUGGGAAAAACAAACAUGGCUCCUCCUGACUCUCCUUAUGGAUCUCAGUUUGCUUCUUUUUAUGGACCUCUUAAUAGAGAGAAAAACGUGCCUCAGGUAUCUCUUGGUCCAAGGAGGAUGCAAGAUACAUGGUGCAAACCUGAUACCAACCACAAUGUGGAGCUGGUUGGGCUGACGUCAGCCAGCCUGCAGAUGUGCAAGUGA